UGGGAGACCGGUUCCAUAACUACCAUUAAGUUGUUAGUACUGUGCCCUGCGUUUUGCGUCUCCCGUCCGCGCUUGUUAUUCGUCCCGCCGUCAGUCGUUUCUGUGUCGCUUACUUCGACACUUUUACGUCGUUUAUCUUCAACGUCUGCCCGUCGUCAUCUAUACGUAAAAUAAUUUUAAAUGGAUCAAAUUAGACCUUCAAGGGGAAAAGCUCGUGGACGUCCUCAAGUUGCAACAAAUCCACCCGGUGUAUCAGGAUUUCCUCAAAUACCAACAAAUCAACAGGGUUUAUCUGGACUUCCUCAAGGAGUUCGAGGACCUAGACCAAUACAUACUACACCAUCACUACAACCACCAAUUACAGGACCUAGACCAACUUCUUCACAGCCAAUACAUUCUACUCAACCAUUGCCAACACCAAUUACAGGUGUAACUAUGCAACGCCCACCUCGUCAGAUGCAACCCCGAGCUGCUGGUCCCCCACAGCAAAGGGCGCCUAGGCCUCUUGGACCAAGACCUGUUGUUUCUAGUGAUCAAAGUUCAGCUCCGAGGCAAGACCCGAUGGCAGGAGUGCAACAAGUUACUGAAGGACUAAAAAAUUUGGGUGCAGGAGAUGCACUAGUACCUUUAGGGCGUGGUGCAGUAAGAGGACGAAGACAAAUUGAUGUUGAACAUUUUAGGACACCAAGACCUGAAUCUUCAUUAGGAAAUGUUGGAAAAAAAGGAACCACUGGGCAGCCAGUAAAAUUGUUGGCAAAUUAUUUUCCUAUCACUUCGUAUACAAAUUGGUGUUUGUAUCAAUAUAGAGUUGACUUUAAUCCAGAAGAAGAUAGAAUUAGCACUAAAAGAGGGUUAUUAGCUCAGCAUCGAGAACGAUUAGGAGGAUAUUUAUUUGACGGAACUAUGUUAUUUUCUGGAAGUCGAUUUGAUCCACCAAAUUUUGAACUUACUUCAAAACGUCGUUCGGAUGAUCAAAUAAUUAUCAUUUCAGUUAAAUUCACUAAUGUAAUAGAAACUGGUGAUUAUGCUAACAUUCAAGUCUUCAACUUACUUUUGCGUAAUUGUCUUCGGCAUCUGAAACUAACAUUGAUUGGAAGAAACUUUUAUGAUCCUGCUGCUAAAAUUGAUAUGGCCCAACAUAAGCUUCAACUUUGGCCAGGUUAUGAAACAACAAUAGGCAGAUAUGAAGAUAACAUUUUACUAUGUGCAGAAAUAUCUACGAAAGUCAUGCGCCAAGAGACUGUAUUGGAUUUUUUAAAUCAGUGUGCUGCUGAUAGGAAUAGAAACAAAGAUUGGAUGAUCAACUUCAAAAGUGGUAUUGUUGGUACGACAGUUAUGACUAAGUAUAACAAUGAAACAUAUAGAAUAGAUGACGUAGAUGAAAAUUCUGACCCCAAUUCUGAAUUCACUAAAAAAGAUGGGUCAAAAAUGACUUACGUGCAAUAUUAUAAAGAAAAAUGGAAUUUACCGAUUCGAGGAGGCAAACAACCCAUGUUGAUUUCUAAAAAUAAAAGAUCUAUAAGGCGAUUUGGAGAAGAAGAUACAUUGAUAUAUCUUGUUCCAGAAUUAUGUAUUAUGACUGGUAUUACUGAUGCCAUGAGAAGUAAUUUCACCCUUAUGAAAGAUAUGGCUAUACAUACCCGUGUGAAUCCCAAAGAACGCAUGGACAGAUUAACAAAUUUUGCUAAUCGUCUUCUUAAUACUCCUGAUUCUGUUACUGAAUUGAAAAGAUGGAAUUUGACAUUAAGUAAUAGGCUUGUUGAACUUACUGCUCGUACUUUACCACCGGAACCGAUUCAAAGUCGCACUAAAGGAUAUAAUGGUGGUGAUGAAGCAGAUUGGACAAAGCAUUUACGUUCUCUACCUAUGUUUACCUCUGCGAUGGUGAAGCAUUGGGUUAUUUUAACUCCUAGAGACAACUGUCGAGAAGUUGAUGCAUUUGCUCAAUCUCUUGCUAGAGCCGCACAAGGAAUGACGUUUUUACUACCUAAGCCCACUAUAGUCCCUAUGAAUGAUGGUAGAUCUAAUACGUUUUUAACCCAUCUUGAACAAGUGAUCAAUGAAUCGAAUCCAGCAUUAAUUUUAUGUGUCAUUCCAUCAGCACGUGGUGAUAUUUAUAGUUUGAUUAAACGAAAAUUGUGUAUUGAUAGAGCAGUACCAUCCCAAGUUGUAUUGUUAAAAAAUGUUCAAAAGAACAAUUUGUCAGUGUGUACUAAAAUCGCAAUUCAGAUCAAUUGCAAACUUGGAGGUGCUCCUUGGCUAGUUACUAUACCUAAAAAAGGAAUGAUGAUUAUUGGUUUUGAUGUAUGCCAUGACAGUCAACGGAAAAAUAUAUCAUUUGGAGCCUUAGUGGCUACUAUGAACGAUGCUCAUACAAGUUAUUACAGUUGUGUUGAACCUCAUGAAAGUGGAGAGGAACUUUCCGUACAUUUUGCUACAGGCAUAACUAAGGCUCUGGUCAAGUACAAGGCUAAAAAUAAUGCAUUACCUUCCAGCAUAAUUGUAUAUAGAGAUGGAGUUGGAGAAGGCCAAAUAUCACAUGUACAUAAAACAGAAGUUCGACUUUUGCAGACUGCUUGUGAACAAAUUUAUGGGCCAAAUUCUGUCCCAUUCGCGUUUGUUAUAGUUACUAAACGAAUUAGUGCAAGAUUUUUUGCUCCUGGUCAUAAAGGCCCUGAAAAUCCACGACCUGGUACUAUUAUUGAUACUGUUGUCACUGACCCAACCAAGUACGAUUUCUUUUUAGUUUCACAACAUGUAAGACAAGGUACUGUAACUCCUACCCAUUACCAAGUGAUUGAAGACACUCUAAGACUUCCUCCUGAUAUAAUGCAAAGACUUACUUUUAAGUUGACUCAUAUGUACUACAAUUGGUCGGGUACUGUUCGUGUUCCUGCCCCAUGUCAGCUGGCUCAUAAGUUGGCAUUCCUCACUGGUCAGACUCUCCGACGUGCUCCCCACACAGGACUGGAUGAAUUGUUAUACUUUUUAUAAUUGUGUAUACUUAUAUACUUAUAUACUUAAAAGUAUAUAGAGAAAAUAGAAUUAACUUAGUUUAUGAAUAAAUUUUAAAAUAUUUUCAUUUUGUUAAUCUUAAUAUUUUAUUUUAUAAAUAUUUUAAAAAUAUUUACGAUGAUGUACUAUUUUUUUUUUUAGUUUUAAGUAAUUAUGCAUUUUCUCAUGUAACUUAUUGAUAUUUCUUAAAACAUUUGACAAUUUAAUUUUCAUUAUAAGUCUUAAAAUUUCCAUUGUUUUUCUUUCAUAUUAUAGAAUAAUGUGUAAUAUUUUAUCUUUUAAAAUUUGGAAUAUAAUUUAUAAUUUUACUUGCUUAGUUUUUUCAAUUAACUAAUUACGUUUAAUCUUAAUAUAGUUACUUAUCUAUAACCUAACUAAAUCACUAAAUUAAUUUAAAAAAGAUCUUGAAAAUAUGAAAAGUAGAUUGUGGUAGAUGUACCAUUCAUUACAUGAAAUACGUUUGUUUACUUGGUCUUAAAUUUUUAUCAAACAAUAAAUUUAUAAAAACUGCA
Molecule: messenger RNA, 3527 nt
Organism: Aphis gossypii (cotton aphid)
Lineage: Eukaryota; Metazoa; Arthropoda; Insecta; Hemiptera; Aphididae
Product: piwi-like protein Siwi
Exons: 18
Coding region: 181-2994 (937 amino acids)
Biological process (GO): regulatory ncRNA-mediated gene silencing
Cellular component (GO): P granule
Molecular function (GO): protein binding; piRNA binding
Source: RefSeq, a predicted model, not a curated record